Molecule: messenger RNA, 435 nt
Organism: Auxenochlorella protothecoides
Lineage: Eukaryota; Viridiplantae; Chlorophyta; Trebouxiophyceae; Chlorellales; Chlorellaceae
Product: 60S ribosomal protein L26-2
Exons: 4
Coding region: 1-435 (144 amino acids)
Biological process (GO): ribosomal large subunit biogenesis; cytoplasmic translation
Cellular component (GO): ribosome; cytosolic large ribosomal subunit
Molecular function (GO): structural constituent of ribosome; RNA binding
Source: RefSeq, a predicted model, not a curated record
AUGGCCAAGUUCUCGACCACCGUGACGAGCUCCCGGCGGAAGUGCCGCAAGGCGCACUUCACCGCCCCGUCGAGCGUGCGGCGGAAGUUGAUGAGCGCACCUCUGUCCACCGAGCUGCGCGCCAAGCACAGCGUCCGAUCGGUCCCCAUCAGGAAGGACGACGAGGUGACCGUGGUGCGCGGCACCUUCAAGGGUCGCGAGGGCAAGGUGGUGCAGGUUUACCGUAAGAAGUGGGUGAUCCACGUCGAGCGCCUGACCCGCGAGAAGGUGAACGGAGCCACUGUCAACGUCGGCGUGGACCCCUCCAAGGUGGUCAUCACCAAGCUGAAGCUCGAUAACGACCGCAAGGCCCUGCUUGAGCGCAAGAAGGGCGGCCGGGCGGACAAGGGCAAGUUCACCGCCGAGGAGGUUACCGCCAUGGAGAACGUCGACUAG